UCACCGUAAGAAGUAAAAUUCCGUCCAAUCCUAUUCCAAUUAGGACUUGAAUUGAAUCGGAAGAAAGGGGAAGACUUUCUGAUUCAUCAAAUCCGCCCUACGCCAUAAACCCUAACCCUAAUACCGUUAUUGGAAGCAAGAAGCAACCUCAGAUUCACAAUCCAAUCCUUCACAAAAGGUCGGAGUAGUUUGUUGUUGUCGUUGUUGAACAAUCAGCGAAGAUGGUGUUGGCACAGUUAGGAGGGAGCAUUUCGCGUGCUCUCCAGCAGAUGAGCAAUGCGACUGUCAUCGACGAAAAGGUUCUCACCGACUGCCUCAACGAGAUUACUCGCGCUCUGCUCCAGUCCGAUGUCCAAUUCAAGCUCGUGCGUGACAUGCAGAACAACAUAAAGAAGAUCGUCAAUUUGGAUGACCUCGCCGCUGGCCACAACAAGAGGAAGAUCAUCCAGCAGGCCAUAUUCAAUGAGCUAUGCAAAAUGUUGGAUCCUGGGAAGCCUUCUUUUACACCCAAAAAAGGGAAAACAAGCGUUGUUAUGUUUGUCGGUUUACAAGGGUCUGGAAAAACUACCACCUGUACGAAAUAUGCAUAUUAUCAUCAGAAGAAAGGCUGGAAGCCUGCUCUAGUGUGUGCGGAUACCUUUCGUGCUGGUGCAUUUGAUCAGCUGAAGCAGAAUGCAACUAAAGCUAAAAUUCCAUUUUAUGGAAGCUAUAUGGAGUCAGACCCUGUGAAAAUUGCAGUGGAAGGUGUGGAAACAUUUAAGAAGGAGAACUGUGAUCUUAUAAUCGUUGAUACUAGUGGGCGUCACAAGCAAGAAGCUGCACUUUUUGAAGAAAUGCGUCAAGUUUCUGAAGCAACGAAACCAGACCUUGUUAUAUUUGUUAUGGAUAGCAGUAUUGGUCAGGCCGCUUUUGAUCAAGCUCAAGCAUUUAAGCAAAGUGUUUCAGUUGGAGCUGUAAUUAUUACCAAAAUGGAUGGCCAUGCAAAGGGAGGUGGUGCUCUUAGUGCUGUUGCAGCAACAAAGAGUCCUGUUAUAUUUAUUGGGACUGGAGAGCAUAUGGAUGAGUUUGAAGUUUUUGAUGUCAAACCAUUUGUCAGCCGUCUCCUAGGCAUGGGAGACUGGUCUGGGUUUAUGGACAAGAUUCAUGAGGUUGUUCCUAUGGAUCAGCAGCCUGAGCUUCUGCAAAAGCUUUCAGAAGGGAACUUUACAUUGAGAAUUAUGUAUGAGCAGUUUCAAAACAUACUUAAAAUGGGUCCAAUAAGCCAGGUCUUCUCAAUGCUUCCAGGAUUUAGUGCUGAAUUAAUGCCAAAAGGUCGUGAGAAGGAAAGCCAGGCGAAGAUCAAGCGCUACAUGACCAUGAUGGACUCGAUGACAAACGAAGAGUUAGAUAGUUCAAAUCCAAAGCUCAUGACUGAGUCACGUAUCAUGCGGAUAGCAAGAGGUUCUGGUCGCCAACUUAGAGAAGUAAUGGAGAUGUUCGAAGAGUACAAGCGUCUGGCCAAGAUAUGGAGCAAAAUGAAGGGGCUUAAGAUUCCUAAGAAGGGUGAAAUGAGUGCACUAUCCAGAAAUAUGAAUGCACAGCACAUGAGCAAAGUCCUUCCUCCACAAAUGCUGAAGCAGAUAGGUGGCAUGGGUGGCUUGCAAAACUUGAUGAAGCAGAUGGGUUCUGCUAAGGACAUGAUGGGGAUGUUCGGAGGUGGCGGAGAUAAGUAGAUGCAAACACAUGCGUGAUUGGUGUGCUCAAAUUCGUUGGCAAUUACAGCUGCCAAGUCACCUUUUGGAGCAAACAGGCCCCGGCAUUCUGUAUGCAAGUUUGAGCUACUAACUCAUUUGCCAGUAAUAUUUUUGCUCAUGGGGCAUUGUACUUUUUAUUCUUUUGGUCAUACUAGGUGACAUUAGUUAUGACAUUCAUUAGAGGAUGUUCUAACAGUUGAAAAUUUUCGCACUUUUGUAUGUAUUUAGUCGAAUAAAUAUAUUGAGUUGGCAAUUAAGUA
Ziziphus jujuba (common jujube) is the source of this 1993-nucleotide messenger RNA. Its product is annotated as signal recognition particle subunit SRP54 2. Gene Ontology annotation, cellular component: cytosol; signal recognition particle, endoplasmic reticulum targeting. The transcript has 9 exons. The record is from RefSeq and is a predicted model, not a curated record. The coding region runs from base 222 to 1712 and encodes 496 amino acids. Gene Ontology annotation, molecular function: ATP hydrolysis activity; GTPase activity; 7S RNA binding. Gene Ontology annotation, biological process: SRP-dependent cotranslational protein targeting to membrane, translocation; SRP-dependent cotranslational protein targeting to membrane. Lineage: Eukaryota; Viridiplantae; Streptophyta; Magnoliopsida; Rosales; Rhamnaceae.